Messenger RNA from Saprolegnia parasitica CBS 223.65, 336 nucleotides. RefSeq lists its product as hypothetical. Lineage: Eukaryota; Oomycota; Saprolegniomycetes; Saprolegniales; Saprolegniaceae. Bases 1 to 336 code for a protein of 111 amino acids. The record is from RefSeq and is a predicted model, not a curated record. The transcript has 2 exons.
AUGGUGUGGUCGCUGCUGCUUGCGGCUCUCGGCGCAGCGGCGAGUGCGCGGCGGCUUCAGUUCACGAGUCCUACCACAAGCCCCGCCGCCGCCGUGACAGAGUUCAACUACUGCGUGUACGCGUUGAUCAACGAUUUCGGUGAUACGUCGUACUGCUGCUACAUGCGGCUCGGUGCGCCGAUCGACAACCCCACUUGCUUUGACGGAUGGACCGCGCAUUACCCGGGUGGCUCGGUCAUCCAAAUCAACGGAUUCGAGCAUGCCGACACCACUGCCGAGUUCUACGCCUAUGCCAAGUACAACGACGGCCAAGCCCCGGACGCCGAUACCGUUUAA